Molecule: messenger RNA, 1058 nt
Organism: Haliotis rubra (blacklip abalone)
Lineage: Eukaryota; Metazoa; Mollusca; Gastropoda; Lepetellida; Haliotidae
Exons: 3
Coding region: 229-870 (213 amino acids)
Biological process (GO): adenylate cyclase-modulating G protein-coupled receptor signaling pathway
Cellular component (GO): plasma membrane
Molecular function (GO): G protein-coupled peptide receptor activity
Source: RefSeq, a predicted model, not a curated record
ACUCACUACACAUCGACAACGCACUGCCGGGAGAGCGAGAGAGAGCGGCUGCGAUUCGUUGCUGGUUGAUUAUUCAAAGGAAACGCGCGACGGAUAAAGCCAGUUGAUUAAAUUCGUCAACGUUGCCUGUCGUGGAGGUUGCAGUCGUUCACUCACAAUCAUGAAUGAGGCGGUCAGAGAACGCAGGUGCUGAUUCACCGUAUCGGAUUACCAUUGUAAAAAACAACAAUGCUGUCUUUGAAAGAUGUUUUGUACGUGGGGUUACUUUUCACGUGGAUGUUUACACCAGGGGAGGGGACAGUGACGUCCUGUCGGGACAGGUAUGGGGUUCUCCCCCUCCCUACGUUCAAGGCGUGGUCGUGUACAAUGUGCUUCUCAUACCUCUUCAGGGAUGAGUUCGAGUUGAGGGCGAAUCUCCCCAAACCUGAACUUGUGGCUGUGAAUGGCUCUCGUUAUGAAUACGGUACCACCUUCUUACCUGAUAUAGAAAACAACACCGUGGUGGAUGUUAUCUGUGGAACCCUGAACGGCGAGGACUGUGAGCGAUGGACGUCUUGCUGUCACGCAGCCCUGGAGUGCUGUCACCGUCAAAACCGUCUACCCCCUCCCGACCCCCAGGGACAGCUCUGUCCACGCACCUGGGACGGGUUCGGGUGUUUUGGGGACACCCCCGCUGGACAAAAGGCGCACAUUAGGUGUCCGGCCUACAUCGAGCACAGUAACCCCAGACUUAACGCCGACAAACUCUGCACCAGCAACGCCACCUGGUUCCGAGACCCUCACACACACCAGGAGUGGACAAACUACACCACGUGUGUCGACAUGGACGGAGGGACAGUGACGAGAACUAACGAGACUAGCAGACCAUAAAGGUUAACCACUUAGGACAUCCAAACCACUUAGGACAUCAAAACCACUUACGUCAUCCAAGCCAAUUGUGUUGAAUGCCCAAGGUUCAUAAAUCGAAGCUAUUCAAGAAACACGCACGGAAUCUAAGGGAAGUAACUCUUCCUUGCGAAUGACGCAUGCAUCGCUAUCAAAUAAAACUGUCGCUGUGA